AAUUAAAAAUAUAAAAGGAAAGAGAAAAGGAUUUAUAUUGUAAAAUAUGCCAUAUCAUAUGGCCUCAUUCCCAAGGGGAUCGUCAUUCGCCAGUGCCACGCUCAAAUCUUUAAUAUUAUUUAUGAAGAGAAAAAAAAAUAAAAAAAAAUAGAGAAAGUGGUAUGCCGACGUCGAAAGCAGCUUAGUCUACUAGCAAUUUGGCUUUAGAACACACCACCCACUUCCACUUCUUUUUUUCAGCACAAAAUAUCUUUUUCUUUUCUCUUCUCUUCUCUGUUUCACGAUGUGAGAAAUAUUUUCUUUCUUCGGAGUAACACUUUCUAGAGGUUUUUCCUUCGCUGUUUUCAUUUCGUUUCUGGUUUGAUUUCGAAUUUGAAGCGCUCGAAAAUUUGGUAAGUGAUGUAUAUAUAAUUCUAUAUGUUUGUAACAGUUAGCAACGAGUUUGCUUCUUCUUCAGUUUAGCUCGUCUCUAUUACUUGUUUAUUUGUGGCGCAGGUAAGGAGAAGCUUCAAGUUGAUUUGAUUAAGUUGUUUGAGAUUUAAUGGCAAGAGUUUGUGGACCGUACUUUGAUCCUGAGUAUGAGAACUUGAGCACCAGAAUCAAUCCACCCAGGGUGUCAGUUGACAACUCUUCAUGCUCCGACUGUACUCUAAUCAAGGUGGAUAGUGUGAACAAACCAGGAAUUCUGCUUGAAGUUGUGCAGAUAUUAUCAGACAUUGAUCUCAUCAUCACUAAAGCUUAUGUAUCUUCUGAUGGCGGAUGGUUCAUGGAUGUAUUUCAUGUCACUGAUCAGCAAGGAAACAAAAUUACAGAUAGAAAAACCAUUGAGUACAUAGAAAAGGCUUUAGGACCAAAGGGACAGACCAGAGAGGGAGGACAAACCAGAGAGGGAGUGAAGACUACACCAGGGAGACAAGUUGGUGUCCAUUCUAUUGGGGAACAGACGGCCAUAGAACUCAUAGGCAGAGACCGUCCUGGUCUCUUGUCUGAGAUCUCAGCGGUGCUGGCCAACCUCCACUUUAACGUGGCUGCUGCUGAAGUUUGGACUCACAAUGGGCGGAUCGCAUGUGUUCUUUAUGUUAAUGAUAACAUGACAUGUCAAGAGGUACAGGAUCCUACCAGAUUGUCUUUAAUGGAAGAGCAGCUAAAAAACAUUCUACGGGGUUGUGAAGAUGAUGAGAAAGCGGGUUACACUAGUUUCUCAGUCGGAUUUACUCACAUUGAUCGGCGACUCCACCAGAUGUUAUUUGCUGAUAGGGAUUAUGAGAGUAGUGGAGUUAAUAAAGAGAUUUCUUCUCCUUCCUUCAAACCAAAGAUCACAAUAGACCGUUGUGAAGAGAAGGGAUAUUCUGUAGUGACGGUGCGGUGUAAAGAUCGUGCAAAACUGAUGUUUGACAUUGUCUGCACACUGACGGACAUGCAAUAUGUUGUUUUUCAUGCUACCAUCUCAUCAGAUACCCCUUACGCAUCUCAGGAGUAUUAUAUCCGCCACAUGGAUGGAUGUACACUUGAUACUGAAGGAGAGAAGGAAAGGGUCAUCAAAUGUAUCGACGCUGCAAUACAAAGAAGAGUAAGCGAGGGCCUGAGAUUAGAGCUGCACGCAAAAGAUAGAGUAGGAUUACUAUCAGAAGUGACAAGGGUUUUGAGAGAGAAUGGGUUGUCAGUUUCAAGAGCAGGAGUCUCAACAGUUGGAGAAGAAGCAGUGAAUGUGUUCUUUGUCAGAGAUGCUUCAGGUAACCCAGUAGACACCAAAAUAAUUGAGACACUUCGAAAAGAAAUUGGGCAUACAAUGAUGGUCAAUGUGAAGAAAGUCCCAACAAGUAAUUCUAAGGCAGCUGAAUCAGCCAGUGGGUGGGCCAAAACAAGUUUCUUUUUUGGGAACUUGUUGGAGAAGUUCUUGACUUAAACUGAUGAUGAUUAACUGAUAAUUUACAUAUCAAUGUAAAACUUUGACUGCAAAUGUACAGAAUAACAUCAAUCUGCUCAGUACCUUGUUUGGAUAGAGCUUGUGUAAUUGCAUGUUCAUUGCAAAAAGGUAUGCUUGUAACUUUUGAUCUUUUGUGGCUCGGACUUUCAAAUUAGUAUUAUGACAUCCAUUUUGGCAGAGGCCGAGUUGUCCA
Messenger RNA from Cannabis sativa, 2120 nucleotides. RefSeq names its product ACT domain-containing protein ACR3. The coding region runs from base 542 to 1906 and encodes 454 amino acids. The transcript has 9 exons. Lineage: Eukaryota; Viridiplantae; Streptophyta; Magnoliopsida; Rosales; Cannabaceae. The record is from RefSeq and is a predicted model, not a curated record.